This is a messenger RNA of Delphinapterus leucas (beluga whale), 722 nucleotides long. NCBI's taxonomy places the organism in Eukaryota, Metazoa, Chordata, Mammalia, Artiodactyla, Monodontidae. The record is from RefSeq and is a predicted model, not a curated record.
AUGGCAGUGCAGGGCGCCCUAGGUGAGGAGUGGGACUCGGAGGAGGUGGAAGAUUCCGCCCACGCUACCCCCUGGGCUGAAGGCUCCUCCCACACUCCCCCCCGGCCGGAGGCUCCUCCUCCCCACCUCCCGCCCUCCCCUUGUUUCUUUCACCUUCGAUUUCGCUCUGGGAAGCCCAGGGAAUCCAGGGGCGACGGCUGGAAGACAGCCCAAAGAGGUAGCUGGAGUGCGCCCUGGGCGGGGCAGCUAGAGGAGGAACGAGACCGAGGAGGACGCAGUCGCUCGCCCCGCUCUUGCCUGGCGGCGCCUAGCACCGACUGGAUCGUGUGCCAAGCGCUGCCAGGCGUAGGUCCGGUCAGCUGGAGAGACUUCUGGGCACCGGGAGAGGAAGAACAGGACUGGAUGGAAGGCGUCCAACAUGAUGAAAUAUGGUGUAGAAGAAUGGUCUGUGUAGAACGAGCUCUGGGUACUAAAGUUGCAAGACCAAAGAGGACCGUGGGCUGCCUGCCACAUCUCCUCCCGGCUUGGCCCCUUUCUGGCUGGACGAGCGGCUCCCGGGACCGCGAUGAACACUACUGCAGCGCCCCCUGCUGCAUGGCAGCCACAAUGCAUGGAAAACAGACAUGUAGAGGGCUGACUCCCCCCCCUUCCCCACCAUACCUCGGCCAUAGCUCCAAAGGCAGCACCUAACCAGCGAGCUCUCCAAAACGGCGGCAAGAAAU